CUUGCAUGUACAGCGCUCUGCUACCUCUUGGUUCUUUUUGACAUUGCAUGUUCAACCGCAUCUUACUCAAACACCUACAUAUCCAUAUCCAUUUGCGCCAUGGUUGUCGACAACAAACCCGUCAUCGUCGCCACUGCCUUUCCCGUCCCCGGCCACACCGCCCCCCUUCUCCAGAUAUGCGAGCAUUUAGUUAAGAGGGGUUUCAACACAAUCUAUUUCAUUACCGGUGCCGAUUUCAAGUCUCCGAUCGAGAAGCUAGGGGCCGAGUUCAUCGAGAACCCAUGGCCUUGGAAGGAGCUCCUCGCGAAGGCUCCGACACAGGCGGAUCCCAUGUGGGAUAUGAAGCAUAUCUUCGGCGACUCGAUUCCAGUCGCGCACCGUCUCCUGAAGGAAACGCUUGAACGGGUCCGGAGGGAGCACCCUCACCGCGAAGUCCUCAUCCUCCACGAGAGCGUCUCCAACGGUCUCGCACCUUUCGUCUACGGGGCACCUCUUCCCAAAGGCUACACAUCCCUUCCCAAAGUCAUCACCUUCCACUCUAGCAUCUAUGCCACAAUGAACGAGAAGGUCCCUCCCUUUGGCCCAGGCCUGCCCUACGACCCCACGCCCGAGAACAUCGCCCUCUGGGGAUCCAUCAACGACCAAAUGAAGCCCCUCCUCUUAAACGUGAUGGAGCACUACGACAAUCACUUCAAGGCCGUUGGCGCAACCCGCGCCAUAACCGGCUCCCUGUUCGAACUGUUCCUCAACACGGGCGACGUAGCACUCAUGGCCACGAGCGCCAGCUUGGAGUACCCCCUCCCCGUUCCCAACCCCAAACUGCGCUUCAUCGGUGGCCUGCCGCUGAAGCCCCUCAGCCUGAGCUUUGUCUUCCCCGCCUGGUGGUCCACCAUCACCUCCAACGCGGCCCUCCCGGCCGACUUGCCCGACAAGAAGAAGCUCGUCUUCGUCACCCAGGGCACCAUCCACCGCGACUACACCGAGCUCAUCGUCCCGACCAUCCACGCCCUCGCCGACCGGACCGACCUGAUCGUCGUCGCCACCCUCGGCCAGCAGGGCGCCAAGCUCGACAGCAGCGUCACCGUUCCCGCAAACACCAUCGUGGUCGACUACUUCCCCUACGAUCCCCUUCUGGCCCACGCCGACGUGUUUGUUUCCAACGCCGGCUACGGCGGGUUCAUGCAGGGCAUCAUGAACGGCGUGCCCAUGGUCCUGGCGGGUACCGUCGCCGACAAGGCCGAGGUGUCGGCUCGCGCGGAGUAUGCCGGCGUGGCCGUCAACUUGAGGGCGCAGAAGCCGAGCGAGCAGACCAUCAGGGCGGCGGUGGAGAAGGUGUUGGGGGAGCCGAAGUUCAAGACGAGGGCGUUGGAGUUGAAGGAGGAGAACGAGGCCCUGGAUUCGUUGGGGUCGGUGGAGAGGAUUAUUGAGGAGGUGAUGGGGAGUCAGCCUGAGUAGAUGGCAUUGGAAGUGGAGGAGCAGCUGGGACGGUGCUGUUCCGUUGAGUGCCUGCCUGGCUAAAUUGCUCUUACCUGGUAAGAGCUGUAGUGCUGUAUGUACCUUCCAUAGACCGUCGCAAGCCGGUACGUGUCUCUAAUCAAGUCAUGUCAGAUACACCUUAGCCCCCGUCACUCCUUACUUCGAAGAGAAUCGAGAGUCGCAC
This is a messenger RNA of Parathielavia appendiculata, 1660 nucleotides long. Its product is annotated as glycosyltransferase family 1 protein. Bases 100 to 1455 code for a protein of 451 amino acids. The record is from RefSeq and is a predicted model, not a curated record. The transcript has a single exon. Gene Ontology annotation, molecular function: UDP-glycosyltransferase activity. NCBI's taxonomy places the organism in Eukaryota, Fungi, Ascomycota, Sordariomycetes, Sordariales, Chaetomiaceae.